AUGAACAAUAUUGGGUUCACCUUAAAGCAAACGAAGGCUGUGGAGGAGAGGAGAAACGACCCAGAUGUUACUGAAACAAGGAGAAAAUUUGUGGAGUCUCUUCCAGAACUUGGGGUUGUAUAUGUAGCCCAUUGCAUUUUUAUUGACGAAGCUGGAUUUAAUACCAAGAGGGCACUCAACAUCAGCAUCUUGGCAGCAAUAUCAAACAAUGGUGUCGAGAGCAUGUCAGCCAAGCUUUGGUUCAUCCUGGACAAUGCUCCCAUCCACAGAUCUCAUUUGGUCAGGGACUUUAUGGCAACAACACGACACCACAUCAAGUUCUUGCCACCUUACUCGCCAUUCUUGAAUUCAGUAGAAGAGAGCUUCUCAAAGCUAAAGAUUUUGGCCAAGAGAAAGCCAGGUCCAGACUAUUGUCUUAAAAAUCCUCUAAUUAAAAUGGAUAACAACGAUCUCAAUACUCAGACAUCUGGAAACAGCAUUGACAAAGUUAAUGUCGAUUUUUCUGAUUUUGAGUACGAAGCCAACCUGGUUAGAAAUAACUAUAUUUCUAAUCACUUUACAACUCUCACCAAUGCUGACAACUUUUCCAGUGAUAGACAAUAUGAUUUAAGAGAUUUUAUACCAGAAGAAGACAUCUCUUGUCAUGCAAAAACUGGCUCUGGUUACUUCCAUGUCUGCAAUGUUGUUGAACAUAGAGAUUCAUCAAACCACUCUGAAAGUAAUGAAAGUGACUUGGGUGAAGCUCCUCGAGUUUCUUCUUAUGAGCUCAAUAGUCAUGCAGAGGCAGCUAGUAUGAAACUAUUCUCUAUGUUUGUUGAGAAUAAUAUGUCUUGUAAUGUUUUUGACAAGUGUGUCAAGAUUGUAAAUAAGUACAUGAUAGAGUGCAGUUUGCCUGCUAUCAAUGCACUCAUGUUGCACUACAAGAUGGAUACUCCUCUUAAUAGUGAGUAUACUGUCCGUUCUGUGAUAUAUAGCAUAUGCCAGAAAGACUAUAUCCACUUUGACACUGUAGAAGCUGGUCAGUACAAAGAUGAGGAAUAG
Molecule: messenger RNA, 1041 nt
Organism: Phycomyces blakesleeanus NRRL 1555(-)
Lineage: Eukaryota; Fungi; Mucoromycota; Mucoromycetes; Mucorales; Phycomycetaceae
Exons: 6
Coding region: 1-1041 (346 amino acids)
Molecular function (GO): nucleic acid binding
Source: RefSeq, a predicted model, not a curated record